Solanum dulcamara is the source of this 612-nucleotide messenger RNA. RefSeq lists its product as uncharacterized. The coding region runs from base 1 to 612 and encodes 203 amino acids. The record is from RefSeq and is a predicted model, not a curated record. Lineage: Eukaryota; Viridiplantae; Streptophyta; Magnoliopsida; Solanales; Solanaceae. The transcript is spliced from 2 exons.
AUGAGGCAGCGUAUGUGGUUGGAGUUAUUUAAAGAAUAUAACAUCACCAUCCUUUAUCAUGUGAGUGAAGCUAAUAUAGUAGUGGAUGCCUUCAGUCGCAAAACACCUAGCAUGGGUAGUUUGUUCUUUCUUAAGGCGGAUGAGAGACCUUUGGCUUUGGAGAUUCAAUCAUUGGCUAGGCAAUUAAUUAGACUUGAUAUUUCUACAUCUCAUAGCAUUUUGACCUUUGUGGAGGCUAGGUCUAGUUUGAUGAAUCAUAUUCGUGUACACCAGUUUGAUCAUGACAUGUUGAGGGCCGUUAGGAAUAAAGUAUUGAGAGGUGAAGCUAAAUCAGUCUCUCUUGAUCCAGAGGAAGUUUUGAGGAUUAACGGUCGCAUUUGUGUGCCCAAGGACUUUGCCUUCGCGAAUGCGGCUACAGUGCUCUACAAAUACGGAGACCAAAAAGCUUGGCCUUCACGAAUGCAGCCAGAGGCCCACGAAUGUGGAGGCAAAGCUCUCACACCUUCGAAAACGCGGCCAAGGCCCCGCGAAUACGGAGGAAAAGGACUUAAGCCUCUACGAAUGCGGCCAAGGCUUCGCAAAUGCAAAGAGCAACUUCCAGGACCUCCAUGA